Molecule: messenger RNA, 1665 nt
Organism: Fonsecaea multimorphosa CBS 102226
Lineage: Eukaryota; Fungi; Ascomycota; Eurotiomycetes; Chaetothyriales; Herpotrichiellaceae
Exons: 3
Coding region: 1-1665 (554 amino acids)
Biological process (GO): endocytosis; intracellular protein transport
Cellular component (GO): clathrin adaptor complex; cytoplasmic vesicle
Source: RefSeq, a predicted model, not a curated record
AUGAGCGUCACCAUUGACGCGCUCUACGUCUUUGAUGAUCACAACAACUGCGUCCUCGAACACAUUUACUCCGGUCGCCCACCAUCUGCGCAGGCCCUCAUCACUAGUUUGACUGCGCGAACCGGCCCUCGACCCUCCAUCCUCCAACUCUCAGACCUCGCACCACCAACCACAGCAUACUCGAUUUCUCCUUCGGGGUUUCAGCUGAUUGCAGUAUCUGGCAAAGAUGCCCAGUCGCUGGCCAUCCUCGAUUUCCUCCAACGAGUCCUCGAUGUUUUUGAGGAUUUUCUUGGGAGCCCCCUCCUAACCACAAAGAUUGAAGACAAUUAUGAAAUUGUGGCCCAAUUACUGGGUGAAAUGUGUGAUGGAGGCAUAGUAUGCAACACCGAACCCAAUGCGCUGAGAGAGUCGGUAGAAGUUUCCUCAGUGCUUGGAAAGUUGUUCACGCACGUAGGACUGCCUGGGGCUUCGCCCGCUCUCGGGCCGUCGAGCAACUUUUCCUCCAGCCUUCGUGGGACUGCUUCGCCUCCUGUAGGACCAGCAAUCCCAUGGCGGAGGUCCAAUGUCCGACACACCUCUAACGAGCUAUAUGUCGACAUCAUUGAGAAUCUGUCAGUGAUAUUCGCCCCCUCGGGUCGUCCCAUAUCCGCGCGGUCACACGGUUCGAUUGCAUUCACAGCCAAAAUAUCUGGGGUGCCAGAUUUGCUGCUGGUAUUGACCGCGCCCGGAGGCACCAGCAGUGCCAAAACCUCGGGAAUCACUCGCACUAUGCAACUCCCAGUCUUCCAUCCCUGCGUCCGAUUAGCGCGAUGGAAAGAACACCCAGGAGAGCUGUCAUUCGUCCCGCCAGAUGGCCGUUUCAUGCUUGGAGGCUACGAGACCGACUUGAUGCCCACUUCCCUCGACACGGAUCAGCCUCCCAGCAAAAGUGACAAAGUAUUCCUACCAGCCACUGUAGACCUGCGAAGUGGACUUGGUAGUUCCGGUUCCGAAUUCGAAGCCAAAUUGACCUUGAACAACAAUUUUCCCGGUGUUUCUUCGGCCACCAAACCGGCCGCCUCGCGGACAAGUUCAGGCCCAAUGUCUUCAUUGUCCUUCGGUGGUGCCAGCAGUGGUAGUUCCAGUGCCCCGACAUUGGAAGCCGUGAUGGUCACAAUACCAUUUCCUUCCGACGUGCGGAGCGUCACUGAAUUGAAGGCCUCGAGGGGGGAAGCUACGUUCAAUGCGUUUGAGAGGGUUGUCGAGUGGAAAGUCCCCACCAAGGACGGCGCAUCGAUCAACGGAACAGCGACAUUGACGGGCACAGUGGCGGGCGCGUUCAAUGCGCAGAGUGACAUGGACGAAGAGACACAGGCCGCCGAAAUCGGGAAACAGAACACCAUGGCAGGGUACUACCAGGAAGAUGUCGUCGCCAACCAGGGCACAGCCUCUGAAUCAUCAGGAGGCAAUGGCAGCGCCAAGAGAACGCAAGCGAUCAAGGCGCUGAUGCCACGGUCGAUCGCCGUCUCGUUCAGUGUCAAAGGAUGGCUACCCAGUGGGAUCAAGGUCGACAGCUUGAUGGUCGACGUGAAGAAAUCCAAGGGACUGGGCGACGGUGUGCGGCCGUAUAAAGGCGUCAAGUACCUUACAGUGAGUAGACAAGGUGUUGAGAGAAGGGUGGAAUAA